UAGAUGUGCAUAUGUGAGUGGAUGGAUGGAUGGAAGUGGAUUGUGUUGAGGUGUUGGAUAUCAUUCUAGUUGUAACUGGGAGUAUCUGUAUUAUUUUAUGGUGAAAUAACCUAAUUUUCUCCAGCCAUACGAACUUGUCUGAUCCAGAUAUAAGUGGGAGUUUGAAGGAGCAUACUGUUUCUGCCAACAUCGGGAUUGGUUUGCCAACAGCAUCAUGAGUCGCAAACGGUUCAUAGACAAGAAUAAAUCGGUAUCAUUUCACCUACUUCACCGGUCCCAAAGAGAUCCUCUGGCAGCAGACGAGUCAGCCCCGCAGAGGGUUCUCGCGGAGGUCGAAGAUACCAAAGGCGAUGCGGCUCUCUCAAGGAGAGAGCUUAAUGCUAAGUACGGCAUAUACUUUGAUGACGAUUACAACUAUCUCCAGCAUAUGAAAGAUGCCAAAAAGCAAGAUGUCGUUUGGGUGGAGUCCGUGGCCGCCGCCAAGAAAAGGGGCAAGCGCCCCCACGCAUCUCCUCAGGAUGAGUUGUCGGAGGCGGGCCCGUCCCUGCAGCUACCAUCGUCACUCUUCGCUUCGAAUGUGGAGGAGAAGGUUGGUCUGCUGAACAAAGCAGCGCCGGAUCACAGCCCUCCCGACGAAAUCGAGUCUGAGUUGAAUGAGAUCAUGGGUGAUGAUUACGCGCACGACCCCCAAAAUGAAUUAGAGGACAAUUUCUUCGAGUUAGCGGGUGGCCUGGCGACUGACAGUGAAAGCGACGACGAGAUUGAGGUGGAAAUGGAUGAUGAGGAUGGGGAUUUUGAUUCUGAUCAGUUCGACGAAGAAGCCGUCCACGAUCUAAAGCCAUUCAGACAUGAGUCCAAGUCUCAGUUCACCGAGUACUCCACCACAAGUCAAGGGGUGCUCAGUACGGUGGAAAUGGAGGCACUGAACGAGAGAUUCGACAAUUUCAUGGGACAGUACGAGGAUCUUGAAGUAGGUGGUCUGGAAUCGGAGGAGAUCGCCGGUGCACUGGAUCCGAACUCGGAUCGCUUACUUCAGCUUGCUGCUGAAUUCGAGAAGGCAAAAGAGAAGCCGACCAUUGAAAAGGAAGUAGCCGUCAGAGAGACCAAGGAAGAUCGCGAUGAUGAAGACCUGGUUUUUCUCACAGUGUACGAGAAUUUGAAAGAGGACAGAAUGGACUGUGAAAGUAUUCUGUCCACGUAUUCCAACAAACGGAAUCUGCCUCACCUCAUCGAUGGUCCGAGUAGCAUGCAAAAAAUCAAGAUAGACAAGAAGGGCAUAGUCAAAGAUGACAAGCCAAAGUUGACGAAAAAGGCUCUCGCACAACUGAAUAAAAAGGAGAGAGAAGAAUCUGGUGACGACAGUGAUGGGUCCGAGUCCUCUUUCGGCAAUGAAACGCUCGCAAGUAGGAUUUCUAUGUUGUCUGUGCGGCCUGAGGGUGAGACCUCUGGUGAAAGGAAGGCAAGGAAACAUGAGUUAAAAGCUCUCAGAAGAGAACGUAUUCAGGAAAAGAAGGCUAAUCAGCUUUUGACGAAGGUGUUGUCUGAGCGGCAAGCCCAAAGCCAAUCGGAUAAACUGAAAGCCAAGCAGGCUAUUCACUAUCACUGACAGACAUGAAGCGGUUGAGUGCGUGGAAGGCGAGAUGCCCUGUCAACUUUGCUGUGUGAGGAUUGUUUAGAACUGAGGUGUGUGAAUCAUCGGUUCAUAGUGUCUGCACGUUCUGUGGAAUAUAUUUGUGGAAGCGCUGCCAGUCGGCAGUGAGUGCGAAGUGGUGGGAGUAACCGUAUAUUUUUAUGAGCGAGGUAUAGGUGACGUACGCGAGUGGCUGACUGGCAUGGCAUCCGAUCAAUGUCGAUGGGCGUCGGCCCAUAUCGUUCUUCACAAGCCCAUAAAGCGGGCCAUUUUCAGACUUGCUUUAUGCGCCUGCGUAUGCAUGUUCAUUGUGCGUGUGGGUCCGCCUUGUAUGUGUAUAAUUGGUGAGCGUCUGACACCUUUCGGAUUACACUACGCGAAGCUUUG
Molecule: messenger RNA, 2017 nt
Organism: Pollicipes pollicipes
Lineage: Eukaryota; Metazoa; Arthropoda; Thecostraca; Pollicipedomorpha; Pollicipedidae
Product: protein LTV1 homolog
Exons: 2
Coding region: 215-1606 (463 amino acids)
Biological process (GO): ribosomal small subunit export from nucleus; ribosomal small subunit biogenesis
Cellular component (GO): cytosol; nucleus; preribosome, small subunit precursor
Source: RefSeq, a predicted model, not a curated record